AUGUGCCAGAACUGGGGUCUUGUCGACAUCCACAACGGUGUUCUCUGUCUCGAAUGCGACCACCUCGCCACGUUCCAAGCCGGCGGGCAGAUGUGUAGAGGCACCAUCAAUUGGAAUAAACGGCCGCUGAAGAUCAUAAUGUUGCCAUUUCCAUAUCCGGACGUGACAUAUCCCCCCAAGUCGCAGGAAGUCUUUUCUCUUGCUUGCGCGGACGGCGCGGCUCUGGGCGAAAUCCGCGAUGAGCACUGUACAGCAUUCAUCUGUAUCUACGACAGGGAACGAUUGAGGUUGACCCUGCACAGGGAAAUCAUCAACCCGUCUGUCUUCACCAGCAGAUGGAAGGAUCCUCACCAUUUCACCACGGAAUGGGCCAAUAUUUGGGGUCUAAGGAUAGAGACAGGCCAGGUCCAGAGCGCCCCAUUAGCCACGCCCAGCAUUUUCAGGGGUCAAACCUCUAAACCAUUAAAAAACGAGAACAGCUUUCCGUCCGGCAGCACUAGCCUUCGAAACGUGAAAACAGAGCACUUUGAAGAAGAUCAAGUUUAUGUUGGCGAAGAGGACCAGGCUCUUGUUAAAGAUGAAGACCAGGCUCUUGUAAAAGAUGAAGACCAGACUCUUGUAAAAGAUGAAGACCAGACUCUUGUUGGCGAAGAAAACCAUAUUUCAUUCCAUGAAGUAGAUCAUGUCCCUGUUGGCAGAGGGGACAAGGUUCUUGUUGACGAGGAAGACCACAUUUCAUUUCAUGAAGAAAAUCAGGUCUUUAUUGAUGAAGAAAGGGAGCAAGGGGAGGAGAAGAAGGAGGAGGAGGAAGGAUAUGAAGAGGACAGCCAUGAAGAAAGUUAUCAAAAGGGCUAUGAGGAAGAUUACGAAGAAGACGAGGAUGACCCUGAUGCGAAAGAGACUGAUUCAGACUAUGGGAAUGAGUUGUACGAUCUCGAUGAUAUGAAAUCUUGCCUUAAGGAACCGCCAAUACAACGCCUAGGUGUGCCCGGAUCCCCCGCCGCUUCUUACGUGGUGAGCUGGGGCAGCAGCGCGGCGGUCAACGUUGCCUACACAAUGUAUCGUUCAGGGUUCCUGUUCAAUUUGAGUCCCUCAGCUGGUGGUCUUUUCUCAGGGCACGAGGCUUCAUCAGGCCGGUGGAAGAGUGACAACUUUAUCGGUAAGGUCUAUACUUAUAUGUACCGGAAACCUCUGGUUCGUUUUACGGUGUCUACGAUCCUUAAGCUUGCGGAGAAGUGUGGUAUUAGCGGACACGUAGCCGCCAUGCGAUGGAUAGCAUUCUAUGGUAACUUGGAUGUAGCAUAUGGCGAUGCGAUUAUCUUUGGUGUUUUUAAGGUGGAGCAACUCUACUCGAUACUUAAUACACUUGAAGCUGGUCUUCUUCCCGAGGAUCUGGCGGCUGCUAUUACUGCUGUCUACUCUAUAAUGCAGGGUGCCGAGCCUCCUUAUCACCUCUAG
Messenger RNA from Colletotrichum abscissum, 1458 nucleotides. Its product is annotated as aflatoxin B1 aldehyde reductase member 2. The record is from RefSeq and is a predicted model, not a curated record. The transcript has 4 exons. Bases 1 to 1458 code for a protein of 485 amino acids. NCBI's taxonomy places the organism in Eukaryota, Fungi, Ascomycota, Sordariomycetes, Glomerellales, Glomerellaceae.